CCGUUGGGCUGUAAUUUGAUGAGAUCAUGGUGCUUCGCAGGGAAGGAAAUAAUAAAUCUCAUGGAAGAGAAGCAGUUGAAUUUUAACCGGCCACUCCUAUCUGUGAGACGCUACUCUGCGACAAUUGUCACCUCAGAAGCUGAUGAAAAAAGGAAGACAGUUAAAUCACAACCAAAAUUACCUCAUAUUCCUGCUUACAAGUCAGAACUAAAAUCAGGUCCAGUAAGGAACCCGGGAACAGUUCCAUUUAUAUGGGAGCAAAUCCCAGGAAGACCCAAGGAUGAAAGCGUGCCAAAAACCAGAGCUCUUGAAGGGCCUCUGGUUGCACCAAAGCUUCCACCUGGAAGGGUCUCAAACGUUAAGAAGCAAGGGUUGGAUAAAGGUUCUAAAGAUACAAGUAAAACAGCUGCUCAAUCACAAACUGGAAAUAUGGUUUCCAGUUCUCAAACUAUAUCAGCCGUGGAGAGAAAAGUAGCUACUAAAGAUGAAACAUCUAAGGAGCGGAACGAGGAGAGGACCAGUUCGGAGGAUGGUGAUGAGACCUAUUUAGAUGCACUUGACGCACUUUCUAGAACUGAAUCAGCCUAUAUGAACUGUAGUGUAAGUGGUUUAAGUGGAUUGGAUGGUCCAGAUGUCAUACCCUCUGGAACUUUCUCAACAGAUCCACAGACACGUGAUUUCAUGAUGGGUCGGUUCUUGCCUGCAGCCAAAGCAAUGGCUUCAGAAACACCUCAUAAUGCUCCUAGAAAGGCAAAAGAGCAACCAAGUUCCAGGGAGGAACCAAGAAGGGUAAUAAAGGUAGUGCCUGGGGAUAAGCAGCAGCAAUCUAAUAUAUAUAGGCCACUUUAUGUCCGAGAUAUAGCUCAGGAAACAAGUGAGGAUGAAGGGAUGAGAAUGCCGGUGCAAGUACCCAUUUCUUCGGUUCGUAGAGUGCUUGGUAACUCUUCUUGUGCUGGUUCUCACACUGAAGCUAAAAAGAAGGAUGGUGGAACCGGUGUAUAUAAACAAAGAUUAAUAUGCCUUGAUCAAGAAGCUGGUCUGCAUGAAGAUAACAUUGAUUUGAAACGUAAAUCCAACCAGAUUUGUUAUAGAAGUGACGGUCUGACAUUAGACGGGUCGGCAGUAAACAGGUGUUUGCAAGGUUGUGGCAUAUCACCCUACCGUAGGGAAAGUUCUCAAUCUAUCCUUCAUGAUGGAAAAUGUUUUCUUGGUAUUCCUGAGAAGGCUAAGAGUACCAAGGAGACUAGUAGCUCGCAUAAAUAUAGAAAAGGUCGUAGGUUUUUGGAAUUAUUGGCUAGUGAGAAUGCUGAUAGGGAAGAAUGCGUAGGAAGUCCUGUGGAGAAGACACUGUACGUUGAUUUAUUACAGACUGUAAAAUCUUCAAGUCCAAAUUCAUUUUCCUCAGAUAUAAAGGACUGGAUAAAGGGACUCACCGAUUACAAACGGAAUGAUUUGGACAAUCCUGAAAGAAGUGGUGAAAUGGAAGAUACUCCAUCAGCAGAGUCUUCAAUUCAAGAUAUUGAACACUUGGGGAUUGUGAAUGAGAAGGCAGCAGUUCAGUCUAAUUGUUUGGACUUUUCAAAGUCUAGUUUUCUUUAUGCUUCUGGCAAAAAAACCAGUGAUGUGCAAAACAGAAAUGGUGCUCUACAGGAUCAAGAGGAUUAUAACAGACUGGCAAUCAUUAAAGUGGCAAAGAAAGAGGAGUUUAAUCUAGAAAGUCAUGAGAAAUCAGAUGAUCCAGAAAAUUUCCACGGUCUAACUCAAGGAUGUAUUAUGUUGACAUGCGUGAAGCUGGCUGAUGAGGAGAACGCUGCUUUAGGAACCCUACAGCGUAAGACUUCAGCUAUUGAUGACAUUUCUCAUGGCCUGGUUCAAAAUUCUAUUACCUUGAUCAGUUCGAAAGGGGCCAAGAAGGGGAAGAUUGAUUUAGAAAGCCAACGUCUUGUGAAAGUUGGUAACCAAGGAAGUUCCCAGACUGACCAUGCACGACUACCUCUUGGACCUCCUUUACCAAAAUCACCGUCAGAGUCAUGGCUAAAGCGUACGUUGCCCACCAUUUCCUCCAGGCAUUCAUCUCCACAGUCUUAUCUUGGUUCAUGCAGUCCAGUCUUUAAGAUAUCCUCUCUUAAUCCCAAGUGGGAGACGAUUGUCAAAACUUCUAAUGUGCAUCACGGGCGUUCACGGUUCUCUGAGGAACUUCUCAUGUCAAUACCAGAAGCUUAGAUUCUGGAUCUCUUAUCAGAAGCUCACCAGCUUAUUCAUUUGCCUUUGUUGAAUGUCUGUAUUGAUGAGCUUAAAGGUGCUAAAACUUCCUUUUUUCCUUCUUAAAAAGUUUAAACUCUAAAGGUUGUUAUAUUCCGAAGUUAAAAAUUGUACAUGACAAGCCAAUCUCCGAUCCGGUAAUUUUCUUGUAAAUCAUAGUUUUUGUUUCUUAGAACUUGAAGUUUGUUAUGUACUGUGAUUAAUGUAUAUGAAGAGAAG
This is a messenger RNA of Argentina anserina (silverweed cinquefoil), 2481 nucleotides long. RefSeq lists its product as uncharacterized. Bases 19 to 2223 code for a protein of 734 amino acids. The transcript is spliced from 4 exons. Lineage: Eukaryota; Viridiplantae; Streptophyta; Magnoliopsida; Rosales; Rosaceae. The record is from RefSeq and is a predicted model, not a curated record.